Ostreobium quekettii is the source of this 366-nucleotide messenger RNA. NCBI's taxonomy places the organism in Eukaryota, Viridiplantae, Chlorophyta, Ulvophyceae, Bryopsidales, Ostreobiaceae. The record is from the annotation of a GenBank genome assembly.
AUGGCUACGACCCGGAGGAAGGCCGUGAACUGCGGCUGCCGCGACUGCUUGCCGGCCGCCGAAAGUUGCGCCACGCUGCCGCCCAGUGACGAUGCGGCAGCGCGACAGGACGGAUAUCCGAAGUGCCUGUUGCUGUUCGGGGACGGGGUCCUGCAGGCCGUCCCGCGGGGCGAGAAGGAGGGCGAUUCGGAUGGGAGGGCGGUGCGGUGUGCGCAUCUGGAUGCUGUGGCGAGGGAUGGGUCGUCCGGCUUUCUGGCGCUGCGAAAGGAGACUUUUAAAGAUGGCAAGGAGCGGGGAACUCUGCUACAGUUAGCACAGCUGCUGGGCAUUCACAAGGUGAGCUGUGGCAAUGGGCGCGUGAAAUGA